Messenger RNA from Zasmidium cellare ATCC 36951, 693 nucleotides. RefSeq lists its product as uncharacterized. The transcript has a single exon. NCBI's taxonomy places the organism in Eukaryota, Fungi, Ascomycota, Dothideomycetes, Mycosphaerellales, Mycosphaerellaceae. The record is from RefSeq and is a predicted model, not a curated record. The coding region runs from base 1 to 693 and encodes 230 amino acids.
AUGCGCGGCGCCGCACUCCCUCUUGGACGUUCCGAACUGACAGGCACGCGUUGUGUCCUGUCAACAGCAGUAGUGCCGGGCGGGUGGUGGUGCGGCGCUGCAGAGGGAGGAGUUCAGGUCGGGGUGGCUGUCUGCGUCCUACGGCGGCUACUUCUCCGAGUCACUGGACGGGUGCACGAGGCGACGUUUCCAGAGCGCAAGACCACAAGGACGAGCGGGCGAUGGUUCUGGGAGUGGGAGCUGGUGUUGUGCUCGCACGCGGUGUGUUUCUGCUGGCACUCCAUCGAAGAAGAGAGGUGUGCUGCGCUGCUGCGGCGCUGUGCGGGCCCGUCCAGCGAGCCGAGCACCCGGUUCGCGCUCGGCGGCGGCGAUCGGGAAGACAGGGAUGGGCGUGGCGACAGCACUCUAUCCUGCUGCGAGAGAGUGGAAGCGAAGCGUCACGAGCGUCAACCUGCAACGCCGCCAUCUUGGGGCAUUUGCAGCAUUUCUCCCUCACGCGCACGCCGACGCGCCGGCCCUCACCGCUCCGCCAUCGAUCCAUCAAAUCCAUCAAUCAAUAAUGGACGGGCGACUCAUGCGCCCAUUCGCCGCACCAGCACCUAUCCCGUGCCGAUCUGCUGCGGCGGCGGCCGUCGAGUCGCCGAGGCGCGCGAGUCACUGACAGCAGCCCAAGAUGGACCGCGGCUCCUCUAA